GUGAGCAGUAUGCCAGUAACGGAUGGAAAGAAAUGGCCGACCUCCCACCUGACCGUCACCAUCCUGCAGGCGCGGCGCCUUCGGCCCAAGGACCGCCGCGGCGGCACUAACUCCUACGUGCGGGCGCAGCUGGGCGCCCAAACCUUCGCCACUCAGCCCGUGCCCAACACGCUCUGCCCGGUGUGGAACGCCACGGUGACCUUCGCCCUGCCCGCCCCGCGGGACGACGCCACGGCCCUGACCCUGACGGUGAUGCACAGGCGCUCGCUGGCCGCUCUGCCGGAGAGGUUUCUGGGUCGGGCCGAGGUGCGACUGAUCGACGUGUGCCGGAGUCAUCGGCCAGGUAGCACAAAGUGGCUGACUCUUGAAUCCAAGCCCAAGAAGAAAGUGAAGGACAGAGGGGAGAUGGAGGUCUCGUUCUGCCUGGGCAACCUCCACUCUGCCUCCGCUAGAGUGGACACCCAGCUCCCCUCCAUCUGUGCAACCAGCCAUGGCGGCUGGGGGAGCACUGAGAUGCACCCACCAUCUUCUGUUCAGCCGGCGGAGAAACGCGAGCCAAUCCAGCCAUCUUGCGCUGCAGUUCCAGUACUGGACCGGGCCCCACCAUCUGUGGCCGAGCACACCCACGAGCGAGCGGCCAGCAGCCCGGAGUGCGUCAGCAGCAGCAGCGGCGGCGAUGGUGAGUUCCCUGCUCCCACUGUGCAGGCUUUAUCCGACCACAGUGGACUGAACAACACGACAGCAGCCAAGAGCGAAACAACGUCGGUCAAAAUCGUCGCUAGUGGCAAAGCGGGAGACGCCGCUCCAACGGAGUUGAAGGAAGACGCUAACCGCGCUGCGGCUAAGAGCAGCGACUCCACCACUGCCGCCGAGACGGCCCUCCCGCCACCACACCCCCCCGAGGAGAGCCCCAGCGCCACCACUAGCCGGCCCGGCAAGCUCCUCCUGCGGCUGGGCUGCAUGGUGAGGCGCCUGCAGUACCGCUGGGGGCUCGGGGCCAACCGGGGAGAGAUGCAGCCCCUGCACAUCCCCGACGCACCCCCACAGGCCUCGGCCAGGUCCGCGGGCAUCUCGGAGUCCGCUGGCGGAGGCCCGGACGCGGGGUACAGCCACCUCUUGUCCGAGAGGCUCAGAGCACUGUGUCUGUGGGUGGAUCGGUGUCUGGGGAGAGUUUGAGGCGGCUAGUAGGUGUGACCUGUGGGGGGUCCAUGACAAAUAAACUGCAAUUUGGAGUGUGGCUGAGAAGUUCA
Molecule: messenger RNA, 1250 nt
Organism: Sardina pilchardus (European sardine)
Lineage: Eukaryota; Metazoa; Chordata; Actinopteri; Clupeiformes; Clupeidae
Product: rab11 family-interacting protein 5-like
Exons: 5
Coding region: 10-1176 (388 amino acids)
Biological process (GO): regulated exocytosis
Cellular component (GO): intracellular membrane-bounded organelle
Molecular function (GO): small GTPase binding
Source: RefSeq, a predicted model, not a curated record